UUCUUGGCUGGAAGUCCACUCGUGAGCGUAGUGACUCAUGGAGCUUAGGCAUAAGAAAAACUGGGUCUUGGAAACCAUCUCUGAGAAAGAGCACUUGUCCAGAGACUCUUCUUUGAAGUCUUCCAAGACCUCGCUACCCAGUCUACCUAAGAUAAGAAAGGGGAAAAAACUGAUCUCCCAUCCAUUCCUUUGGAACUUCGAAGAUCAGUACUCGGACACCCGACAUGUGGUUCAGCACCCCUUCGGAACAGGAGAAGAGAAGAAGAUCUUUCCUCACUUCCAUCCGCACAACCUUUUGGGAAACAAGUUUCUCCCCCUUAGAGGAGCACCCCACAGAGGGCCUGGGUGUUACACAACAGAUACUAGGUAUGACUGGGUAUACAACCUCUCCAAAAUCCCGACCAGUAAAAAAGGAUAUACUUUGGGAGCCAGAACAGCCAUGAGGUUUAAGCCAAAUAAGGAUCUGACACCUCACCCAGCCACGUACCAGACAAUAAAACUUCAGGAGGGAAAACAAAAACAAAGUUUUGCUCCAUUUAAUGUCAUGUUGCCUCGAUUUGUGACACACUCAAGGGACAUGAGUUAUCCUGGCCCUGACAUGUACAACCCAGUGAUAAAGCCACCCCCAAAAGUCACCUGGCCAAUGAAAUUUGGAUCUCCAGACUGGGAUCAGAUUCCAUGUCUGCGGAAGAGGACCCUAAAAGCUGAGCUGCCCAGCGACAAGGACUUCAGAAGAUACCGGAACCGCAUGGCCUACUUGAGCCUGUUCUACAGUUCAGAAGCUGGGUCUUCCUUCACAUGCUCCUCCUGACCACAGCAUCUCCCCGAUGGAGGACGGAGCUGCUCCUCUCCCUCGGCCCCGUGUGGUCCUCUCCUCGGCCAGCAUGGGGCCCAGGGAGGGGCGAGGGGCCCCUAGGUACCACGUGAGGGCAUAAAGGCCAGUUUCUUCCUGUA
Messenger RNA from Eptesicus fuscus (big brown bat), 954 nucleotides. RefSeq names its product primary cilia formation (gene CIMAP3). Lineage: Eukaryota; Metazoa; Chordata; Mammalia; Chiroptera; Vespertilionidae. Gene Ontology annotation, molecular function: cytoskeletal protein binding. The transcript has 6 exons. The record is from RefSeq and is a predicted model, not a curated record. Gene Ontology annotation, cellular component: ciliary basal body. The coding region runs from base 38 to 811 and encodes 257 amino acids. Gene Ontology annotation, biological process: regulation of cell projection organization.